CGCGAUAAAUAUGAUAGUUUAAUGCACUGAAAACCUCUAUUUACUUCCCAAGUUCUCAGUUCACACGAAUAUAAACUUUUCCAUUGCAUACAUUUCAGUCCUUCCGAUAUUAUGCCUCUUUACAGCGACCGGAUAGUACAAGACCAAGAAGCCAAGUUCAAGCGAGAAGACAGAAGGAAAAGCUAUCCGCCGUACAACAGAGAAAGCAGACCGCACAAAAGUGAAGUGCGGAGGAAUGUUGCCAACAAGAACCGAGACCGCUCCAGCGCGCGUGUUACAAAGCCCAUGAAGCGAAGUGCCAACACUGGCCCUCAGAGCAUCUUCAAACGAGCAGUUACAAGUGCAGCAGAUGCAAAUUCCCUUCGACGGGACAUGUCACGAUACAUAGAGAAUGACACCGGGAUGACAAAAACCGAAUCUCUUCCCAAAUACUUCCAACACGACGCUCGCGCCCCUAUAAGCGUAAAGAGUCCCGUACGAGCGAAAAAGGUGAGGGGGCGUGGAGGUGACAGUUCCACAGCCUCUUCAAUCACUGGCAUUAGCAGCAAUCUGGAAUCACGCAUCACUAAUUUGCAGGGCGUGGACUCGAAUGUCUGGGCUCACGAUAAGUUCGGUUCGAGAAGCACUGGCAAGAAUGGACAAGGGGGCCCAAAGAAAUCAAAUGCUAGCCGAUGGAGUCACGAUCGGUUUGAUGGAGACUAUGAUUCGGCUGAUAAUGACCAGGACCUGCGAAAGAACCUCAGACGCCUAAGGAUGGACGAAUGAUCGGAAUUCUAAAUAUUCAAAGCAUAUAACUUGGAACUGUGGAGGCUAUACCCUUGUGUACGACACAAUUAGUACGGCUGGAUAUGACGAAAUUACGACACGCAAAUAUAAAAACCUUAAUACCAAC
Sphaeroforma arctica JP610 is the source of this 892-nucleotide messenger RNA. RefSeq lists its product as hypothetical. The record is from RefSeq and is a predicted model, not a curated record. The coding region runs from base 112 to 765 and encodes 217 amino acids. The transcript is spliced from 7 exons. Lineage: Eukaryota; Ichthyosporea; Ichthyophonida.